This is a messenger RNA of Arachis ipaensis, 1707 nucleotides long. The record is from RefSeq and is a predicted model, not a curated record. Lineage: Eukaryota; Viridiplantae; Streptophyta; Magnoliopsida; Fabales; Fabaceae.
AUGGCAGAAUCGCAAGAAGAACGUGUUUCAAGCGAGGAUCCUCCUUUAUGCACAUCACCUAGCCGAAAUUCAUUAAUGGAGGUCGAUAUAGUGGAACCUCUAGAGUGUGUAGCCUCUGACGAUUCAGAAAAUUUAUCAUACGAACAAGAAAACUUUGCCGGCGAUGUCGCAGGCCAUGCUCACGAGCCGAGCAAGGCCGCGCAGUUGUCGGAUGUUACAGAUGUUGGAAGUAAUGAGAUGGAGCUUGGUGAUGAGUUACCAGAUCAUGGUUGCUUACAAGAAGACGAGAUACCAAGAGUUGGAAUGCGGUUUGCUCAGUUACAGAUGGCUCAUGACUUUUAUGUGACCUAUGCAAAGAAAGCUGGAUUUGCAACUAAGAUAAGGACGACAACAUUUGAUAAGAUCACAAAGGCUCCCAUUAACCAAGCUAUACACUGUAAUCGCGAUGGGAUCCGCGAGUCUCGUGUUAAAGCACCAACGCGAAAGAAUACGAUUUCAGCUGCUGGGUGCAAGGCAAGGAUAUAUGUAAAGUUUGAUAAAGACAUGCAAGACUGGGUUUUGCUCAAGAUUGACUUGACGCACUCUCACCCCUGUUCACCGAAAAAGGCAGUGCACUACCAUGAGUAUAGGCAGUUGACCAUGCAUGCGAAGUGCGUGAUCGAGGAUAAUGAUGAGGCUGUGAUUCGACCAAACAAUACAUUCCUUGCUUUGUCAAAUGAAGCUGGUGGCCUCUCUAACUUGGGAUUCUCAGAGAAGGAUUUAAGAAAUUAUAUAACAGCAAGGCUCCAAACUAGCAACGUGAAUGCAGAUGUCAGGGAGAUGAUGAGCUACUUUAGGAGAAUGAAGGACAUCAAUCCGAACUUCUUUUACGCGGUGAAGUUAGACGAUGAGUGUAAAUUUAAGAGUGCAGUAUGGGUUGAUGCAAGGUGUAGGGCGUCGUAUGAAUACUAUGGAGACGUCGUGUCAGUUGACAGCACGUACAGUACAAAUAGGCAUGGAUUACCGUUUGUGUCGUUCGUUGGGGUCAACCACCAUGGUAGGUCGACCCUCCUCGGUUGUGCUUUGUUGGGUAAUGAAGAAAUCGGAAGUUAUGAGUGCGUUUUUAGCCAAUGGGUGAAGUGCAUGGGAACUGCUCCAAAGUGUAUCAUAACCGAUCAAUGUCGAUCCCUUUACCGUGCGAUCAAAAAUACUUUACCCGACACACGCCACCGGUGGUGCAUUUGGCAUAUUAUGAAUAAGCUACCUUCGAAGCUUGGGGGUUACCGCCAGUACGGAGCUUUGUAUGGUGACCUAAACGACAUUGUGUGGAACUCUCGGACGGAGGAGUCAUUUGAAGAUGAUUGGGCUGAUUUUGUAGAUGAGUACAACUUACAUAACAACACAUGGCUGUCAGUGAUUGUGGAUGUUCAUUUCUCAGAUCUGUAUGAUGACCGACGCAUGUGGGUCCCAAUAUACUUCAAGGGUGAAUUUUGGACAGGAAUGCGGAGUACGCAGAGGAGUGAGAGCAUGCACGCAUUCUACGGUGGAUACUUACACAGUAAAACUAGCUUGGUCCAAUUUGUUCAUGAAUAUGACAAUGUGCUUGGAGUCAAGGAGCAGAGGGAACUGGAGGAUGAUACUGCAGACUCGAGGGGGGGUUAUCCCUUGUGCAACUACCUCGCCUAUAGAAAAAUAGUUUUAGCAAGAGUAUACCACGAGCAUUUUUAG